Molecule: messenger RNA, 1266 nt
Organism: Chara braunii
Lineage: Eukaryota; Viridiplantae; Streptophyta; Charophyceae; Charales; Characeae
Source: the annotation of a GenBank genome assembly
GAUUGUUGGGAAAAAAAAAAGAAAAAAAAAAGAAGAAGAAGCGGGGCGAGAGAAGCAAAGAAGUUAGGGUAGGCAAGAGAAGAAGACUUAGUGUCUCGUUCCACUGCUCAACAUUCUGCAAGUAUCCGGAUUGGAAACUAGACUACAUACAUUUUGACUGAUGGAAUAUUUUGAAUGUAUUGGACCUCUGACACGUCCAGAUACUUUUAGUAUGCUGUGUAGUGGAGCGGGGCCCUUAGUUAUCCAGUGUUGUAGAAGGUGUAGGUUUGAAGAAGGGAAGAGGAGUGUGCAUGGGCCUCGCUCCUUCCCUUCGAACGUAUCGGACCAACUAAGAGGUCCACGUUCAUUUAGUAUGCUCCGAGAUGCUCACCGCAUGUUUAGGGAUUUUCGAGCAUAAGCUAUUGAGGUUAUGUCUUCGUCAUUCAAUGAUGUGCCGGGUGCACUCGUCCAUCCGUCAUUGACUGCAAGAUGCGGGGAAAGCCAAAGGCAAAGGCAAAGGCUUUAUUCUGCUCGGCGAAGAAGUGGGAGGUGCAUGAACAAGCCGCAAGCUGGAUGAAACUCAAAGGGGAUAAUUGGUGGAAGGCGGAGGCAAAGGCAAAGGCUUUAUUCUGCUCGGCGAAGAAGAGGGAGAGGUGGAUGAGCAACCAGCAAGCUGGAUGGAAUGCGAACUCUCGUCUGUGGAGGCAAAGGCAAAGGCAAAGGCGAAGGCUCUAUUCUGCUCGGCGAAAACUCUAUUCUGCUCAGCAAAGAAGAGGGAGAGUAAAGGGGAUUAUAAUUGUUGGAAGGCGGAGGCAAAGGCAAAGGCUUUAUCUGCUCGGCGAAGAAGAGGGAGAGGUGGAUGAGAAAACAGCAAGCUGGAUGGAACACGAACUCUCGUUGGUGGACGCAAAGGCAAAACUUUAAGGCGAAGGCUUUUUUUUGCUCGGCGAAGGCACUAUUCUGCUCGGCGAAGGCUCUAUUCUGCUCGGCGAAGAAAAGGGAGAGGUGGAUGAACACGCACCACCGUGUCGCUGGAUGGAACUCGAACUCUCGUCCGUGGAGGCAAAGGCCAAGGAUUUAUUUUGCUCGGUAAAGACUUUAUUCUGCUCGGCGAAGGAGAGGGCGAGGUGAAUCAACAAACAGCAAGCUGGUCACCGUGGAGCUCGAACUCUCAUCAGUGGAGUCAAAGGCAAAGGCAAAGGCUUUCGUUUGCUUGGCAAAGGCUUUAAUUUUUUUCUGCGCGGUGAAGGAGAGGGAGAGGUGGAUCAACAAACAGCAAUCUGGAUG